Molecule: messenger RNA, 567 nt
Organism: Brassica napus (rape)
Lineage: Eukaryota; Viridiplantae; Streptophyta; Magnoliopsida; Brassicales; Brassicaceae
Product: putative F-box protein At3g58950
Exons: 2
Coding region: 1-567 (188 amino acids)
Molecular function (GO): protein binding
Source: RefSeq, a predicted model, not a curated record
AUGACUUUAGAGAUGGAUCAUAUUAGCGGUCUACUUGACGAGGUUCUUAGCCAUAUAUUGUCCUUCCUUCCGACAAAGCUUGCUGCUUUGACAUCUGUUCUCUCUACGAGGUGGCGCAAUCUUCUUACGUUGGUCCCCAAUCUUGACAUCAGUUCUCAUAACAAGAUCGUGCAAUUAGACGGCUCUGUUUCUUGUGCAAUUUAUGGUGCUAUUCGCAAGGAUGAUAUGUAUGGAACUAUGCGGAGCUUCAUGGCUUUUAUGGAAAGGGAUUGGCUUUGCAGGCGUCUCUUUCUUUGGGACUCCAUUUCACGGGAGGACAAAAAUCUUUGGCUCACAUCUUGUCCACUGAAAAAGAUACAAAUUGAAAGUUGUGGAGGGACAACGGGAGAGAUGAGAAUGGUGAAGCAUUUGUUGGAGUCUUCCCCGUGUUUGGAGGAGAUGAAGAUAUUUGCCUUCAAGGAUUAUCAUACAGAUAUCUUUGAUCUUGUUGUGAAGAUGGUGAAUCUCUGCAACGAGAGUUACCGAGUUGUGGUGUUCAACUUCUUGUGUGUGAUCCAUCGUAUAUAA